Messenger RNA from Aegilops tauschii subsp. strangulata, 1059 nucleotides. NCBI's taxonomy places the organism in Eukaryota, Viridiplantae, Streptophyta, Magnoliopsida, Poales, Poaceae. The record is from RefSeq and is a predicted model, not a curated record.
UCAAUAUAGCUUCCCCUUCUCCUCUUCUCCAUCUGACAGACAAAGGCAUCGAGCAGAUCGAGCAAUUCCUCUGUUUCUUUCCCCAUCUUCUCGUUCUUCUUCCUCUCGAGCAAUUCCUCUGUUUCUUCCUCUCGGGCGAUAUGUCGACCUCCUCGUUAGCCCCUCGUUCCACGUGGCCGGUGUAUGGUCCAGUGCCGAUGACUCGAUGCACUGACUGCCCACGGACUGCGCCACUGAAGCGGUUGACUUCGAAGGAGGAGAAGAAUGGAAACUUUGGGCGCGAGUUCGUCAAAUGCGAGAGCAAGCCGGAGGGGCAGAUCGUGAAGAAAUGCCACCAUUUCGAGUGGAUGGAUGAUUACAUCCAGAGGCUUCAAGGGUUGGGCUUGCUGGAUUCGAGGGGGAAUGAAAUCCGCGAGUUCAAUCUGCCCCAUGACAGUGCCGCUCCGGCAACAACAACACGUCCGGAAUACCCGACGGUGGUAGAUGUCGAACUGAAGACGGAAUUGAAGAAGAUGAACAAGAACUUCAAGCAGCUGAUUGAGUUGAAGAAGCAAUCCAAUCUGAUAGCUUUAGGACUACUUGCUCUAGGAAUUUUUUACUUGAUGGCCAUCUCUCGUUAGAGAUGUUUGUCUACUGUUGUUGCCACUGUUUAGCAAUCCAAGUCUGUUUAUCUCAAAUGCAACUCUGUUUAGUGCAACUGUCGAUCUCUGAAUGUAUGCAGUUUACUAUUAAGUUUCGACACUUUCAGUUUCGGCAGAAGACAACUACCAGUUCAGUGAUAGGAUUAUUUUGUUAGCUAAUAACCUCGAGUGUUGGAUCAUACCCUAGCUCGUCAAAUGACAGUAAGCAGUACUUGAGCAGCACAAGGGAUAUACAUCAAGUUCAUCUCUUCUCUCUCGCACUUGCCAAACUUUUGUCCUUGAGUUCGUCAGUUCUGCUAGAAAAAAAACCUAGUUCACGGGCCCAAAGAGAAUCAAGCUGCAAUAGGCCCACAAAGGAUAAAUGAGGCCCAGAAACAAGUGAUGUUUCUUUUUUUGUUUAGGAACGAUUGCUUUGUUC